Molecule: messenger RNA, 1765 nt
Organism: Fundulus heteroclitus (mummichog)
Lineage: Eukaryota; Metazoa; Chordata; Actinopteri; Cyprinodontiformes; Fundulidae
Gene: dnajc18
Product: DnaJ (Hsp40) homolog, subfamily C, member 18
Exons: 8
Coding region: 1-1173 (390 amino acids)
Biological process (GO): cellular response to misfolded protein
Cellular component (GO): endoplasmic reticulum membrane
Molecular function (GO): Hsp70 protein binding
Source: RefSeq, a predicted model, not a curated record
AUGGACAAAGACGAAGCGGACCGGCUCAUAGAGAAGGCCAAGCUGUGUUUACGGUCGGGCCGGAAGGACCGGGCGCUGCAGCUGCUACAUGAGGCGCAGAGAACCUACCCCAGCACCAGGGCCAGAGUACUGAUAGAUGCCAUAGUGAGAAACGGAGGCGGUGCGCCCCCGGAGUCGAACCACGUGCCUCCGCCCACAGGCUGGAGAGACGAGGACCUCGGAAACCAAGAAAUGAGGAACGUGCAUCAUGAUGAAAAGAAGACCUACACGGAGGAGCAACGCCAGGGUGUUUCCAGAAUAAAGAAUUGCAAGGACUUCUAUGAAAUCCUCGGCGUAGACAAAGGCGCCGGCGACGAAGAUCUGAAGAAGGCGUACAGGAAGUUGGCCCUGAAGUUUCACCCAGACAAGAACUUCGCCCCAGGGGCCACAGAUGCAUUCAAAGCCAUCGGUAACGCAUACGCAGUGCUGAGCAACCCAGAGAAGAGGCAGCAGUACGAUCAAUACGGAGAUCAGUGCCCGACCUCAAACGUACCCCACCACCCCGGCCACAGCCGGCCCGCACACUACCGGAGCUUCUACAGGGACUUCGAGGCCGACAUUUCCCCCGAGGAGCUCUUCAACAUUUUCUUCGGCGGAAGGUUUCCCACAGGAAACGUGCACGUGUACACCAACCAGGGCGCCUCCUACUCUCAGUUCUACCAGCCGCGUCGUCGGCGGGCCCAUGAAAGGCGCGAGGAGGUGGUGGUGGAGGAAAACCAGAGCCAGAACACCUUCACAGCUCUCCUGCAGCUCCUCCCCGUGCUGGUGUUGAUCCUCAUCUCAGUCUUUACUCAGAUGAUGGCCACUAAUCCGCCCUACAGUCUGUUCUACAAGCCGGCGAUGGGGUUGGUGGUGUCCAGAGAAACGCAGCACAUGGGCGUACCGUACUACGUGGACAAAGGUUUUCAGAAGGAGUACCGCGGAGCUGCGCUGGAAGAGCUAGAGAAAACCAUAGAGAGCGACUACAUCGAACACCUGCAGAGUAGCUGCUGGAAGGAGAAGCAGCAAAAGUCGGACUUGGCAAACCUGGGACAGCUCUACCGGGACGAGCGUUUAAAGCAGAAGGCGGAGUCCAUGAGGCUGGACAACUGCGAGAAACUGCAGCGAUUGGUCGGCCGCCUGAGAGUCAAAUGAGGACUGGUUGAGAGCUGGAAACAUUUCUUUAGCGAAAUGUGUGAUUUACCCAUUCUGGCCAUUUUGUCGCGACAUGCCAUCGGGUACAGUGGGAAGAUUGCGCCCCCCCCCCCCCCCCCCCCAUCCCUCUGGAAACAACGUGCCUUCUCUCCGGGGGUGGGGAAAUAAGGAGUUGCACCGUGGCGGUAGCAGCUGGGAGUGCAGACUCACUCUGGCAGGGCGUAUGGUGUCUCGCAGCCUUCAAACUUUCUUAUAGAAAUGGCAUGACAUACGCGGUCUCCCCUGGGGGUUACCAAGGCAGUUGUAUGUUUGGGACAUACAUGUUUUACCUGUUUAGGUUCAAUAGUUUUUUGUUUUUGUUUUUCUUGUUCUCUUGUGUCUUUGUUGAAAUUUGAGUUGUAUUUAUUUGGUAGAUAACAGGGUGAAUGUUAGUCAGGUUUUUUUCAGUAGGAAUAGAGAUCUACAUAAUACUGCAGUGUUUGGUCAAAUCAGCACAUAUUUAUUGUUAAAUGACAAUUUAAGGACCUUUUUUUGGUAUUUAAAAACCAAGACAGAUCCAACAAUUAAACCAUCUGCAGUACAUACAAUGAAA